This is a messenger RNA of Photinus pyralis (common eastern firefly), 5705 nucleotides long. RefSeq lists its product as uncharacterized. Gene Ontology annotation, cellular component: cytoplasmic vesicle membrane. The transcript has 7 exons. Bases 3077 to 4756 code for a protein of 559 amino acids. Lineage: Eukaryota; Metazoa; Arthropoda; Insecta; Coleoptera; Lampyridae. The record is from RefSeq and is a predicted model, not a curated record.
UUGACAUACCGCUACAGGGGAAAGUUAACAUAUUUGAUUUUUCCACCCCCUUUUGCGUUUCCUGUAGGGUUGCCAUCAAAUGCGUCUCUAGGAUUAAGUAGGGCGCUUGACUCCAAAAUGUUUCUUUAUGGGUAAACAUAUCUUGAGCACUAAAGCCCAUAAGUCGUCGAAAAUUACACUUCCACAUCUCAAUUACGGAAAACCCAAUCCUCUCAGACCAUUUCACUUUGAAUUAAAAAAAUUAAGUUCAUGUAUUGCCGUUUUCACGACGAAAUUGUAAAUAAUUGAAGAGAGCAAACCAAGAACAGCGUAAAAUUUAUAGCAGAUGGCCAUUUUUAUGUACCACCAGCGCAAUUAGUGAAUACAUUUUUGUUUUUGUUUUUUCUGCAAGUAAAUGCACAGAUUAAUUGUCUUUAAAAUCUUUUACCAUAUGCCGUUGAAUCCAAACCUUUAUUUAUAGUUUCUGGCGUAUAUAAAUGUCACUUCCAAAGUAGGCUAGGAAUGCCGGCUUUCCCACUUCGUCAGCCAUUUGUGUAUUUCGCCCGCUAGAAAAACCGAUUCGGCACCGAUUUUCUGAACGCAACAACCUCAAUAUUAGCGUGCUCUACUAACCAAUAGAAAACUCACAUUUUGACUUUUUCAACCGGUUUCAAAUGGAACCGACGCGGUUUUGAGGACCAAAGACAUCGCGAUAAAAACGCACACUUUCCCCUAAUACAUCCGCCGCUUAAUUGCAAAAGAUAAACCCCGGACACUUUUCUGAACUACAUGCGUUUUAUCGCUAUACCUACUUAGAUUCAUUUUUCGCAUGAAGCGGUGUAUAUUUCCCUACGUUGAACAAUAAAUAAAACUGUUGAAAUUGCUGUCACCCGUUAUAAGGGUAUAAGGGAUAGUUCAAGUUCAGUUCACUAACAUAAUUAAAAACAACGUUUGGCUCAUUUGCCACAUUAAUGUUUUUAUCUUUUAAUAAUGCAACAAAUACCUUUACUUUUUUUGCGGUCAGAACUGCACGGUCACGAUUAACUUUAUUAAAACUUUUCUAACUACAGCGAGGAUUUCACUAACUUUACAUGGUUUAGAGAAAGUGUCUGCUUAGAUUCUUCCGUUUCGUCGAAAUCUUCGUAUCCUAUGCAAGUAAUACUCGACACAUUUACAAAUAUUUUUACACUAACCGCGCGAUCUAAUUUUAUUAAUCGUAACCCGAGCAGAUCAGCAGGCUAUUGCGAUUGAUGCCUGCAUCUAUCUAUCCCCUUUCUAUGGUAUUUAUAACUGCCGAGUAGAAAACCCAAACCGGGCCCAACGCAAAAUCUCGGGACUGCGUCUCUUCUCAGCUAAUCAUAUAUACGUUGUGUUUUCGUUUUGGCACAAGGAAACCACAGAACCAAAAAAGUUUCGCGGCUAUAUUGUUAACAACCCACGCGUUCUAAAUACGCUCGCUUAUCGCCUUUAAACCGACUCACGCCUACUAUCAGUAUGAAACGGUACAUAUACAGUAUUGUCCAUAUAUGAAAUUCUAACAACUUAAACUUCAAAGCGCGCUUCCGUUAUUUAUUGUUAGUGUUACUAUACAUCGAUCAUCCAUACACAAGUAGGUAUAUCUGGCUCAGGCAAUAUCGGCCACAUUUAGACGGUAGACCUAUUAAAUACGCUUCUGCAUUUCCCCUUUUCCAUGGAAUAUAUUUUUUCUAUUUCGGUGUUUACAAUGGCUUUUUUGUACAACUGUUUUCGGCAAAAACAGUAUCACAAAGAGGUCCAUUAUAAUACUGUUUUUGGCAUGUUUUUGGUAACUUUUCAUCUAUAGGUUGGCAGUCAACGUCAACGUAAAAGGUGUUGCCAACUUAAGACAUAUUAAUUCUAAAGUUUCCUGUAGUUUUUCAUAAUUACUUUUUAAUUAAAUUAAAGCCCCGAAAUAGAAAAAAUAGUAUGAAAAACACGUGUUACAAUGCUUUAUUGUAAUACUUGUCCUUCAAUAUACUUUUGCUUUAUCUUCAGCUUGUGCAUCUUCCCGGGAUAAAUUUUCUAUUCACUCAUUUUGUUUAUGACCGCAGACUACUAUUUUGCUCUCCAGAUGAUUCGAAACUUGGUGAAAAAAGCGUCUCCAAAUAAAAUGUGCAUGUGCCGGCGUAGUUAUAGCAUAUCUGGACCUAUAACUUGAUGACUUGAUGAAUAACGCUGAAUUAUAUCUAGGUAUCUCUUUUACUAAAGCACAAUUCUAUGGUAAUAAUUUUGUUUUAGAGUGGAAAUUACAUGACAUAUAUACAGAACGGUAUUUGUCAGUGGGCACUAAGUACCUUAAAUAUCUGCACAUAUAUUUAACAAUUUUAAAUUCAAUACUUCUCAUUUUCGCACAUGAGAAAGCGACACCUUCACGUUUGAUGUAGUAAAUAGAUACGAUUUAUUAUACUAACGAUAGCGUCUGCAAAAUGUAUUUUUGAGCUAAAAAUGUGUCCUGUUCCCACAGGACCUUUAUAAUAAUCCGAUACGCAGUCGUAACGUAGAAAAAAUAGUUGCUGUAUCUCUAAUAAGCCAAAAACACGUCAAUAAUGCCAUUAUUAGAAAUCUAACGAACUCAAUUUACCGACGGAUAAGAAAACGUUGCAUCGAUUUUGUAAUUAUGAAUCAACGAACUAUUCCACUUACUUUGUUUUGAUCAAAUUGUCUCAUAUUUAUUUUCCACAAAUCGAUAGUGGGCCUGAUGCGUGCCUCUAAAUAUGCAGAUUGAGCCUAAUAACGUACCUUUGUUACAGAAAGGUGGGUGCCGCUGCAGAGAAGAAGUCAUAUGUGUCCCCAGAAACAUCCAGACGCCAAGAAAAGCGGCGCCAAGGAGUUGAAGCUGUGGCGCCUGGACUUUCCCUGACCUCGCGCGUGCCGGUUUCCUUGUCAACGUUCUUAUUUCAUUUAACCCUUUACUCGUUCCACUAACCUUAAUGGAUAGAUUGUAGAUAAAAGAAUCGCCUUCCGAAAUUAAUUAAAUUAUCAUUUACGUGAACCUUUCCGCGUAAAACUGAUAAUCGAUCUGCGAAAUGUUUCCAGACGCUUACGCUAUUUUGGUAGCGUCAGAGCAACAUCCGUGCUUAUGAUGGCGUCUGUAACACAGGUGCCAUUGAGGAAUUGUGAUGGGGGUCAUUAUUGUUCCCCACCUAAAGAAUGUUGCAAGCAGGGCUGUUGUUAUUUACUUGCACCGUCCGUAUCCUACCGACCACCAACUUUGCCUACCACAAGCAUGCUUAACCCCCUUUUUCUUGGUCAUUGGUAUUUUUGGGCCGCAGUAACAGCAACGGUUGCCGGAAUUUUAUGCGCGUGCUCGUUAUGGAGAAGGCACAGUCAAAGAGGCUUAUGCUGCGGUAACUCUGGACGAGACGAUAGAGCUUCCGAACCUGAUUCCAAUGGAUCGUGUUAUGCACCGCCGCACUACAGCAGAUGCAAUAGCUUCCAUCAAGCCCCUCCGCCGUAUUCUGAGGUAACAUCAAAACCAGAUCUAUAUCCGUUAGUACUCAGUUAUAACGGUUACAAUAUGGAGUCCAAUCAAAAACUGGGAAGAGGCUCAACGGGUUACCUAAUGGUUCAGUAUUUUAGAAAUUACAUAGUCAGACCCGUAGGAACUUUAUCCGCUACGAGCACAAUGGAUUCAUUGGGAUCUAUCUUUAUUUGCAACGCCACAAAUGAAGCGAACACGAUCAUUCCGCCACCAUACUCUUCGGCUGCGAGUUUAGAGGAAGUGAACAACAGUAUACCAACAAGGCCCAGUUCAGAGUUUCCUCGUUCGAUAUCGUCAGCGACGUGUAACGACUUUCACUUAGCUCAACAUAGUCCUAGCGGAUGCUCGCAGCCCGGAAACGUAUCCGCGCCUCAGCCUUCGGCUAAUAUGAACAAUAAAUAUACCAACACAUCAAAUCUAAAUUUGCAUAAUUGUAGUAGAGAAGUGUCGAUUACGAGUAAUCCUUGUUAUAUGCACGACGCGAAGACCACACAGCAAACUUUACUAACGAAACCUCCCGAAGAGUUUGCAAGAAAAACAAAUCAAACUAACUGUGAUUAUUCUCCUCCUUUAAAUGUAGCACAUAAAAGCGCAAAGAAAACGAACCGCAUAGUCUCCUCACACGAAUACGCAAGUAUAGAUUGCGAAAGUCAAGAAGAAGAUCAUAAUUUUUCCGAUUUACUAAACUUAUCUGUGUGCAUUCCUAGUACAAUAACUCAUUUACCCUUAGGUACGGUAACGACCAGUAGCUCACAUUCUCACGAUAUACAACAGUAUAGCGUCGUAAACAGCAUUACUAGUUCGGAUAUCAGCAGUCUUGCAAAUCUGGGUACGCCGGACUCGCCUCCGAGAGCAACCAGUCCAACGGGCGAGCUGCGCGAGUUGUUAGACAAAAUUCAGCAGUUGCCUCAGAAUAAGAGCCCCACACCUAACUCCGAUACAUCGAACGAUGGCCACGAAGUGAAAACGAAAAGUUGUUUUAGCCGCAAUAAGUCUAAAACGCUCUACAUGCCUUUAAGUGAAGGGCCCAGUUACAAUUACCUAAGUAAAGUUUCACCGAGCAGUAAGACAGUGGGCGUGUUCGGUAAAGCUAGUAAGGGUUGGUUGUCACGUUCCGCUCCGAACACGCCGUGCGGGAGUUUUGUGCCCAGUUUUCCGAUAGCCAAAAAACAUUCAAAGAGUCAAAGGGGUAGCAAAACUAAAAUACACGACGCGAGUCCCCUACUAAACGAAAAUGAAGAGUCGGACGACGAGUCCCAAAGAAACCAAUGCUCAUGAUUUAGGAACUUUAGUUGCUACGAAAUUUUUAUGCAUUUUCUGUCUAAGUAUACAAGGUAUUAAUUAUAUGAUUAAUUAAGCUAAAUAUUAAUAGAAUUUUAUAUUCGUAUAUAAUAAUUAUAUGGUUGUCAAUUUAAAAACGAUUUUAACGGUGAAUGUGUGGGUAAUUGUGUUAGGAUUGUUAUUGUUCAUUGAUUAAUAAGAAAUGAAAUCAAUAUUUUUCGAAAUAUAAUAGUAGAAGCGCCUCAAAAAUAGAUAAAUCAGCUGAAGUGUACUUAAAUUUUACUUUCAUUAUUGAGACAUUAGCGAUUUUGAAGUUUGUUAUUGUUAACCAGUAUUAUUAUACCCUGUUGCUUCCAUUAUAGAUGAUAAUAAACUUCAUUUUCCUAAUGAAUUUGCCAAAAUGUAAAAAUGCAAGCGCAAUGGCGGCAAAGGCAUUUGAAAACUAUAGGUUUUGUAAGAGUAGUAAUUUGAACAACAAAAUAACAGGUGAAAUUAAGCAGAAAUUGUUGGUUUAAUCUCACCUAACUUAUUUUAUAAUUUCAUCGUUGCAGAUAAUAAGCGCGAUGUAUUUUUGACAUAAAUUUCUACAAAAACUCUGCAACUUUGAGACUAAUCCAGAAAAUCAGCGACAGGUUUCAAAAGUGAACAGAUUGCUCGUUAUUCUUUGGAUAAAACGAAAUGGUCAUUUAUACCUACAACCGGAAGUUCCUUUUGUGCUAUUACAGUUUAUAAAACGAUAAUGACAAAUCAUUUACAGUUUGCUCAAGACAUUCCUUAAAUUCGCUGACUCCUCCCACUUAUGAAAUCUGAUAUGCUGUAAAUAGUUUUUGUGCACUGAUUUGUUAACGAUUAUCUAAAUACUUAAUUGCUUAGACAAUACUUUUUAUUAGCAAAUUACUCUUAUGAAGAAAACAUUUUUUUAAUUCGCAUUUUAUGCCUAGAGAGA